UGAAGCAGGAAGUAGACGGACCGGACAGGCAGCUCGUGUCUGCUUUGUUCUAACAAUUGCGUGUUAAAACUGAGUAACAUACUUUAAAACUAAAAGGAAUAUAUUCCAGUUAUUUUUUUGGAUGUCUAUAUCGUUCGAGGAUUAGUUGGUUUGGUCGCUGUCCGAGCAGCAGGUUCUUCUCAUCUAAAUGUGAGCUGAAGCUCUAACUCUUUCCGACAUGUUGCCACCUCAGAGACGCCACCUGUCUCACCUGCUUCUCACAGUCCUGCUCUUUGGUGGCUGGGCAGCAGACGGAGCUCAGAAUGGGUCAGAAGCGGAGGCGGUGCCGGUGGCGGUGCCGGUGGUGGUGCCGGUGCCCCUCAUGCGUCUAGUCAUCCUCUCCAGCGGGGACAUUGUGGUGAAUGAGGGAACCACCGCGCUGAUAGAGUGUAAUGUGACCGGAGGCUACAAUGACACCAAGUGGUUCAACUCUAAUGGACCUCUGCUGGGUGAAAAAUGGCAGAUUCAGGAGAAUGGAGCUCUGAACAUCACUCUGGUCUCCUUCAAUGAUCGUGGCCGCUUCACCUGCGUCACCACCAGUUGGACAGGCGAGACUAAAAACUACACCGUAACUAUUCGUGUUGCCCACAACAGCAGUGGCCUGGGCCUGUACUUCGUCAUCGUCUGCCUGGUGGCCUUCGCCAUCACCGUGCCCCUCAACAUAGCACGUCUUUGCAUGGUCAGCAGCCACCUCAGGAAGACCGAGAGAGCCAUCAACGAGUUCUUCCGCACCGAGGGCGCAGAGAAGCUGCAGAAGGCGUUGGAGGUCGCCAAGCACAUUCCCAUCAUCACGUCCGCCAAGACGCUGGAGCUCGCCAAGGUCACACAGUACAAGACCAUGGAGUUCGCUCGGCACAUGGAGGAUCUGGCUCGAAGCGUUCCUUUGCCGCCGCUCAUCCUCAACUGCCGCACGUUCUCAGAGGAGGUCGUGGACACGGGGAACAAAGGGGCUCAGGGUGAGACAUCGUUGUCUGUGAUCAGACCAGAUCUAGGCCAUGAGGAGGAGGAGGUUUGCCAGGCACUACUGUCAAGUGGACGCCACACUGAAGGUGACUUGGAUGUCAAAGUUUCGAUCCACACAGUUUCUGAUGAGGAUGCUGAGAUGGGCCUACGUUUGCCUGGCUCACGAACAAGUGUGUCCUAUGAGAGCAACAUAUAGGCAUAGCUCUUAGAUCGGUCAGAAAUAAAACACAUCUUCAGAAGUGUUAGCUGUCCAAAUGCAAGGGUUUAGAAUACAUUUGAAAAAGAAGAAACAUGAGCAAAUUGGGUUGAAAAUUGAGGUUUGUUAUCAUUAAGAUUUAGUGAGUCUGGUUUUGCUUGUUGAAAGAACAGCUCUAGCAUUUUUUCUGUCUGUUUUCCACUUUGUUUUCUGUGAGAUGGGCAUCCUCACUACAAAGGAUUUUAUACAAUAUGACUACAACUGUGGCGAACCAAAUAUCUGCUGAGUCAUGUUCAUCCUCCCUUCUGCAUGAAAGUAUUUCCAUGCAGGGAUGACAUUUGACUAGAGUCAUUUGCCACAUUAUUAAUACUACACGCUUUACCAGUGAUUUUCAACAGGUCAAAUGUUCAGAAACCAAAAAGCUGUUUCAGAACUAAUUCUUGUAAACUCCAUCAACAUAGCUCAGAAUUUGACAAUAUAUAGCUUCAUUCUUUAUGUUUCAGGACAAAAAGUUGUAAUAAAAUAUUGUCAUUUCAUUGUGUUGAUUGUUUUCAUGUCACUGCUUCCUGUCAAUCAUCUGACACUCACUGUAAGAAGUGGAAGACUUAGAAAUGAUGCCUCAAUAACAACAAGUCCCUUUGACGUGGAUGUUUCAAAGGCAGCAGAGGAACUGGAAUGUACAAGUGAUUACACGGCUUCAAUGUCUAAUGAAAUGGAAAAUGUUUGAAACAUUACUAUGCAGGUGUAAUCUAUCAUAUUUUGAUAAAUGCAUGCCUGUAUAAGUCAGGGACUCUUUUUCUUGAUGAUGGUGGUGCAGCGUUUCCUCUGCAUUGCUCAUUUUGUACAUGUUCUUAAGUAGUUUCCAUGUGUAAUGAUAAGAACACAGUUUGUCCAUAUACUGGGUAAGGUGUCUCCUCAUACAAAUGUGUCCUCAAUAACAGCGGCACCUCUACAUGGGGUCAAAGGCUCAAGAAACUGAGAUUUGUUUCAGUAAAAUUAGACUAUGAAGAUGUUUAUAAUGAGCUUGUUUAUGCUUUGGAAGUUAAAGACAAAAUAGUCAUUUAAAAAGAUGACAUUGUGCUUGUAGAAGUGGUUGAUAAGUUUUAUAACAAACAACAAUGUUUUAGCCAUAGACACAGCUCCACAGAUGUGUUCCUGUAUCUCGGGAGUAAAACAUGUAUAUCAGUUACGUGGAUGGGACAAGAGUUUGGACGAUUUGUGUUUUGUCAUACUGUUUAUUGGUUGUGAUAUUCUUUUGCCGAGUCUUGUAAUUGUUUAUGUGCUGUUGUUGAUGUGAAGGUGUAAUCAUUUAAAGAUGUGUAAAAUGGGUGCUGAAAAGGUCAUUUGCAGGGAUCCAAAGCAACAGUUUCCUAUAAGUAAUAAUCAUUAAAUAAAUGCAAUAAAAAACAUCCAAAUGUUA
This is a messenger RNA of Notothenia coriiceps (black rockcod), 2618 nucleotides long. Its product is annotated as microfibril associated protein 3. The transcript has 3 exons. The record is from RefSeq and is a predicted model, not a curated record. The coding region runs from base 218 to 1198 and encodes 326 amino acids. Lineage: Eukaryota; Metazoa; Chordata; Actinopteri; Perciformes; Nototheniidae.